GUUUGGAAAGGCAGAAACAAAAACUUGCAAUCCGUGGGAGAACUUUGGCUUGACCUACUUGUUUUCUACACGGAGAAAUUUGACAUGCUUAACAAUGUCAUCUGCAUAAGGUGCAGUCGAACUGUAACAAAGUUUGAGAAACUGUGGAUAUCAAAAGGCAUAGCAAUCGAAGAUCCCUUCGACUUGUCUCACAACUUGGGAUCAGCCCUAACAAGAAAAAUGUCGCUGUACAUCAUUAAAGCCUUGAGAAAGGGACGAAAUCAUUUUGCAAGACCUGUAAAGAUUCAAAUGAGAGACUCCAAGACAAUUGAGGCCUAUUUCAUGAAUGUACGAGAGUUAACUGAUGGAGAACCCCCCAACGACCGGGGUUGCAGGGUGUGCAAAUCUAUUGGCCACAAAGAACGAGAAUGUCCACAAAAAAGAAAGAAGAAAGGGAAAAAGGGUGCAAAAUCCCUAAACAAACCUCGAAAUGAUGAAUCACCUUCAAAGAAAGCUCCUAUUAGUGAAGAUGAAGAUUUUAGCGAUUCUGACAAUGAGAGCUCCGAUCAAGAAGACAACACGAGUCAAAGAGAAACCCCCAAAAAAGUUGUUAAUCAACCUCAGUUCAAACAGAACAGAGAUAAUAAUGGCAACAGUAACAGAGCUAAGCAAUCUAAACCCCCUCCGAAUAACAAAGCACGACCAAACUCAGGGUUUAAGCAAAAACCCGAACCAGCAUCCAAGAUUCAAGAUCAGAAUGGUUCAUCAGGUUCUCAGAGUUCUUUUUCAACCCAUCCUAAAACUCCUAUUUCCAUUCCUAGGACUCCAAAUCCACAAGUAGCUCCCAUGAAUUCUAAUGGAUCUGCAUCUCCUAAUACCUCCAAUAGCGAUUUGGCUAACACAGUAAAGCAAAACAGCGUGAAUACUGCUCAUAUUCCUACCAGAAUUUUCAGCAAUUCUUCUUUGAACCCUGAUUUAAUACCCGCGACAGUAAAUUCUGUUUCGUUUCCAAUUCCACGUUUCCAGAUCCUACCAGAAACUGUGAGAGGAGGGAUACCACCUCCUCCAGGAUUCAAUCCGUUGGUCCAACCCCAACCAUUUUCUGGAUUGCCGUUUAGGAUUGCAGCCCCAAACCAACAAUCGCCUUGGGUUGCAGAUAGCAUUCCGAGACCUUAUGUCCAAAUGGUGCGCCCACGUCCACCAAUGGGCCUCCCUCAAGUGCCAGGAAUGCUAGGCCCCACCGAACAGCGCAUCUGGGGCCAUUCCACCUCUGACCCACCCACCUUUGCCCCUAUGCCUCGGCAACCUUUCGCUCCUCGUUACUUUGAUAGAGAAUCAGCUGAUAUGAAACACACACUAGGUUUAGAGGCAGAAUUAAGUGAUCUGCAAAUCAACGCCAAAGUUUGUGCUGGAUACCCUCACAACCUAUAACACUAAGAUAGUGUUACUCCUACUUUGUAAAAGCAAACCACCUUUCCUGACCCCAAACUCAACAACAUAAAAUACAUAUAAAAAUUUGUGCACAAAUCCGCACAAAAACUUUGACGAAACAUCUUAAUGAGAUGUGUAUUUUGUAAUCAUACUUUAAGCACAUUAAGGCUGUGACAGGUACACAUUCCUUUAUGUUGUGUAUCAUUUUUAUUUGACCCACGAACCAAUAAGAGUUAUCGAUGGUUCUUAAUAACGCAUGGAUAUACAUAUCCAUGUCUUUUUAACCUGUCAUUUUAAUUGUUAUAUUUUAAUGUAAAAUGUAUUGUUUUAACUUUUAACCAUAUUUAUAGAUGAGAUAGAUAUAUGUAUUUGUUAUAUAUGUGUUGGCAUGUCCUAAUUUACCAUAAAUGAUUAGGUAGGUUUUAUUGAAUGCUAUCCUUUUAAAUGUGAAUCACAUACUAUUUUUAUAACCUAUUUUUGUGACUGUAGAUUUUUUUAUUUAAUUGUCAAAAGAUAGGCAUAGACUUUCAUGAGAUUAUGGUUGACCCUAUUCUUGAAACAAAAUUGCUUGUUUUGUAGUGUAUCUCAAGAAUAUUUUACCCUUUUAUUUGUGAUAAAAUCCUCUUUUCCAAUUUAUAAAAAUAUUGUUUUAACGCAUUAUGUUUAGCAAAUUUAAUUUUCCGAGUAAAAACAUGGUAAUGAUGUCAAAAUAUAAGCAGAAUAAAUCCAACUCAUGAACAUGACAACCUAUGAAGUUGUUUGACACAGGUCUUUGAGAGUGUGGAAAACUGUGUACAUGCUGCACUAAAAACAACAUUUUCCUACAGUUGCCUAACAAUGUACAUGUUCUCUCACUGAUUUGAGAAAGCAAAGUGUCCAAUUCGCUCAUCAGUGAGACAAUGUUAACAUUGUCUCACUCCAGAUUUGCAACGCACUGGCUGUAAAUCAGCUGGUCAGCUGUUAUACUGUUGUAUCAUUAAAAUGUCAUAUUAAAAGUUCACUUCUGUUUUCUUUACCAAUUUAUUUGUUUUAUGUUUAUGGUAACUGUUGGAAAAAUAUAAUGUGCAACUCGAGUGAGGCAAUUGCUCACUAGUUACACAAAUAACUAUUCAUAACAUAAAAAAACACAUUUAAGGCCAACUAGACAUCUCCUAUUAGUUGAAUUCAUAGUGUUAUUCAACAAAGCAUAAUUUUCAACCCUUGUUAAAAUAUUAUACUGUGACAUGUGCUUGUUAAUAUGUAUGUAUGAUAAAUUAUAGUGUUUAUAUUUUAUUCUCUGUAUAUUCAAAAGUAUUUUUUGCUGAUUUGAUCCAUUUUAGAUUUUAAUGAGGUAUAAUAACUACAUGUAGCCAGUCACAUUAAUUUUAAUAUUUUUAAAACUUCAUAGUCUUUAAGAAUUGUUCAAUAUUUUUGCAAUGGUGUUAUGUUAAAUAAAACUUUUUUAGAUAA
This is a messenger RNA of Macrosteles quadrilineatus (aster leafhopper), 2859 nucleotides long. RefSeq names its product terminal uridylyltransferase 4-like. Gene Ontology annotation, molecular function: zinc ion binding; RNA uridylyltransferase activity; nucleic acid binding. The transcript is spliced from 3 exons. The coding region runs from base 85 to 1410 and encodes 441 amino acids. The record is from RefSeq and is a predicted model, not a curated record. NCBI's taxonomy places the organism in Eukaryota, Metazoa, Arthropoda, Insecta, Hemiptera, Cicadellidae.